AUGGGGGAGGGGCAGUGCGAGAUGGAACCUGCCGCGAGGAAAGCUGUCCCCGAAGGGGUGUUCGAGGGAGUGCCCCCCCACCCCGGACGACUGCCCGAUGAGAAGGUGGACGAAAUUCUGUGCGAAGCGAGCGAUGAUGAAGGCGACCAGGAAGGAGGGACCUCCGCCGAGAGUAGUAGACGUAGUAGUAGUAUCUCCCCCUCUCAGGGAGACUACUUCUACAUAAACGACGCAAUCAAGCACAACUACCCCCUGGAGUAUGAGGAGAACAAAAUUUACCCAAAGGUGUAUUGCUACGAGCCAAGCAAUUUCGACAAUUUCAAGAAAAAAAUAAAAAACCAAAACGAACUUAGACACUACGAAUGCUACUCCUCCACCAUGAACGAAUUUUUUUACAAAUACAACGACAAGUACUACGAGGACAUUUUGAAGAAUGAGAGCUUCAAGAAGUUUGCAUUCGAGCUGUGGUCCAAGAGGAAGGAGAUAAAGAAUGAAACGGAGUACCACAAUUUGUGCAUCCAGUUACGGAAAAAAUAUAAAGUGAGUCCAUCCAAGCACCAGAUUAGCGUAGCCCUGCAGCAUCAUUAUUUGCAGGCGGCGCGUAACUCCAAGGAGGGGAAGGACAGCCUCCUAUCUUCCCCUACGGAGGAGCCCAACAAUGCUUCCUCCACUUCUCACACGUCCGACGUGUCGAACGAGUUCAACGCGGGUGCAGAUGGAAGCACCAACGAGGAGGAGGAGGAGGAAGAGAAGCAGGAGGAUGAGCAGCAUGAUCAAGGGAACACCACUAAUGGAAGACCAGAUGACCACCAGAUGGACUUCCUACAGGGGGAGAUACUCUCCGGGAGGGGAUUGUCGGAAUGCGGGGAGGACGUACCCCCCAAGGAGGAGGCAAAAGGGAAGGCCCACCAACGGUGUGAAGACAUGACCCAGCAGAGGGAAAAGGAGCCGAACAACCCGGUUAACGCCGACGAGGAGGACAAGAUCGAGGUGAACAAAAAAGGGAAGGACGUCAAGUUCGUCCUAGAAAAUGUUAGCAACAUGAUCGUCACGACAGAAAUAAAAAACUACAAGGAUUUGGACAAGGAUAGCGUCCACUUUUUGCAAAUAAAUAAACGAAAGGGCGUGCGAUCGAACAGCGGCGUUCUAGUCGUAACGAUCAUUACACACCCCCACAAAUUCAGCUGCAAGUACGAUUGCCACUAUUGCCCGAAUGAACCCAAUCAGCCCAGAUCUUACCUCUCUACCGAACCAGCAAUUUUGAGAGCAAACCAGAACAACUUCGACGUGAUUUGUCAAUUUUUCAAUCGAACCACCACACUAGUUAAUAACGGACAUGUGGCAGACAAGAUUGAAGUGCUUGUCCUGGGAGGCACGUGGAGUUGCUAUGAUGUCGCAUACCAGAGGGAAUUCAUAAGGGACGUGUACUACGCAGCGAAUAUAUACCCCGUUUUAAAAAAUAGAAGAAAAAAAUUCAGCCUAGAGAAAGAGCAAGAGAUUAACGAGACAAGCAGCUGUCGCAUUAUUGGAUUAACUUUAGAGACGAGACCGGAUCAGAUAAAUAAAGAUGAGUUGAUUCGAUUACGAUCGUAUGGAUGCACGAGAGUACAGUUGGGUAUACAGCACACAGAUGACUUUAUUUUAAAGAAGGUCAAUAGACAAUGCACUCUACAGGAUUGUAUCAGAGCUAUCUAUCUUCUCAAGGAAAACGGAUUCAAAGUCGAUAUCCACCUCAUGCCUGAUUUGCCUUACUCAGAUGUGAAGAAAGACGUGGAGAUGUUUAAAUACGUCCUCAGCUCCACUGAUUUGCAAGCCGAUCAGUGGAAAAUCUACCCUUGCGAAAUUACUCCUUUUACGAGGAUUGAGAAGUGGUACAACAAUAACGAAUUUAAACCUUAUUUCGAAACGGACAAGAAUCUCCUCAUCUGCUUAAUCUUUCUUGUGAAGAAGUCUAUCCAUCCUUGGAUUCGCCUGAACAGAGUCAUACGGGAUAUUCCUAACCCCUCCAUCAUUGCCGGAAAUAAUAUAACAAACAUGAGGCAACUCAUCGCCAACGAACUGAAUAUUCGAUCCAUUUUUUGCCAGUGCAUCCGAUGCAAGGAAGUGAAGAACCAAGAAAUUGAAAAGAAAGAGGGCUCAGUUUUUCUGCAAAUAUAUCAGUACUCGACUCUAGGGGGGGAGGAGUUCUUCCUCACCUUUCAAGGGGUGAAGAAGGCUCGAAAGGGAGCGCCCACCGGUGCGAAGAGGAAGAAGGUCAAGAAGAGGGAGCUGCAUCAGAAUCAGCAUCAGGGGGAUGGAAGAGGCAAUAGGAAGGAAAGCCACAAUAGGAAGGGAAGCCCUGGGAACCCCACCCGGAUGAACGAUCUCGUCGAGGCACCCCCUGCGCCGCCUCAAAGUGAGGGAGCUGACGAAGAUUGCAUAGGGCUCUCCUCUGUGAAUUUGUUCGCCGAGGGGGGCUACUCGGAUGGCCCUUCCCCCCCGCAGAGCGGCGGGGAGAGUACCGAGGUGGCCACCCCUUUAGGCGUGAUGGCUUCCAAUGGGGUAGCGGCUUCCAACGGGGUGACCACUUCCAACGGGGAGGCCACUUCCAACCGCUUAACCGCACUCCAUACCCGAGACGACAACAACGAGCGGGCGCUGCUGGGCUUCCUGCGUCUUCGACUGCGCAAUCAAAACGACUACUGCGAUGAUAGGCCCUUUAAGUGCUUGGAGGGCGCGGCCCUCAUCAGAGAGCUCCACGUAUACGGCUCGUUACUAAAGCAUGACGAUUUCAAGGAAGACCUAAACUUCGUGCAGCAUAAGGGACUGGGAAAGUGUCUAGUCCUCGUUGCAGAAUUGAUUGCCUACCACUAUGGCUAUAAAAAAAUGAGCAUAAUUGCAGGGGUAGGGACAAGAGAGUAUUACAAGAAGCUGGGGUAUGUAAAGGAAGAAACAUACGUCACGAAGGAGCUGAAGAGAGAGUGUCUCUAUCAGCAGUAUUUGCUGAAUGCGGAUCGGAUUGGAAAACAGAUAAUCAUUCAGAAUUAUAACCUGAAGCAUUGCCUUUACCUGAUGCAUCGGAGCAUCCCCACGCCGCGUCCUUACAAGAGGAGCGAAAUUGAAGACGACAUGAAUACGUUUAUUAGCGAAAAUAUUCUUAGCGUGCGGUCGGACGAGUACCUGCACUGUCAGCAGGAGUGCAGCGGAGUGUGCGUUAUAGACGUUGAGCGGGAUUUAUUCGCACAAGGGGAGGAGAAGCAGAGGAAGCAGAAGCUGCUGAGGAAGCUAACGGAGUUAACGAAGAUGACGAAGGACUUUUCUCUGCGCGCCGUCCUCAGACAAUGGAUAGGCCCAAUUGCCCACUCGUACGGCACGAACAGCUGGGUUCGUAGCGCCUCUUUUUUGUUCUUUUUUAGUACCACUAUGUUUGUUGGCGUUUCUCUUUUGGGAAACCGUCGGAUGGGGCGCCUCUGA
Molecule: messenger RNA, 3453 nt
Organism: Plasmodium inui San Antonio 1
Lineage: Eukaryota; Apicomplexa; Aconoidasida; Haemosporida; Plasmodiidae
Exons: 1
Coding region: 1-3453 (1150 amino acids)
Biological process (GO): tRNA wobble base 5-methoxycarbonylmethyl-2-thiouridinylation
Cellular component (GO): nucleus; elongator holoenzyme complex; cytoplasm
Molecular function (GO): catalytic activity; iron-sulfur cluster binding
Source: RefSeq, a predicted model, not a curated record